UAUAAAGGGACUGUGCCACUCUCGCUUUCGACCAGUCGCAAUCAACGUAACACCGUGCUUCACAGGUGUUUCGCAAUAGUGCGAGAAAAUGAAGCUUUUGAUCUUGAUACUGACGGUCGCCGUUGCGGCCGAAGACAGCAAGUGGAUCUGGGGCGACGAAGAAAAGGCCGAGGAAAAGGCAAAAGCCGGCGAUAAUAGAAAUAUCAGAUACAACGUACACGAGUACCCGGAUAAUUCCGACGGCGGGUUCGCGUCGCAGAAUCAAUUUAGACCCCAAUAUCCUGGACCGUAUGGACCGAACAGCAGACCUAUCAGACCCGGAGAUGGUAACCAAGUUCUCGUCGGACCGGAUGGACCGAGUGGAAUUAUUGGCAGGGCUCAACGCUUUCUGAUAGAGCUUUUUUCGGACCUUCUUUUUAGACCGGACAACAACAGACCCUUCAGGCCUGGCGGUGAUGGAUUCGACUACAAUUCCGGGCCGGUUUUACCGGGCGUAAACGUGGACCCGAUACUGACUGGUCCGGUGCCUUCGUGGAUAAGAAACGACCCCCGGUACCAGGAAUUCGACACCUGCAAGUGCAGCCGCGGAUUCAACUGCCCUGGCGUGAAAUUCGGCUCCUGCUCCAGGGGCAAACAGUAUUGCUGCUUCAGCAGCCGGAAAUACGGCGGUAGCGGGAACGGAUAUCAGCAGUUCAACGGAAACUACCCCAACAGGCCGCAGUACCCGGGCAACCUGCCGUUCAGACCCUUCAACGCGAUUCCUCCUGAGUACUAUGAAAACGGGAACAAUUACGGGGGUGAUUACGACGGCGAUUAUUACGGACAGUAUCAAAACGGCGGCUACGACAGGCCGUCCAACAACUACAACAGGCCCUAUAAUAAUUAUGGAAACGGACAGAACGGCUUCUACGAGAGGCCUUAUCGGGGGCCAUAUGCCCCCAGCUACGCGGGCAACAACAGCCCCUACUAUCAGGGUGGCUUCAACUGGCAAAACCCUUACAACAGGCCCAGACCCUACGACUUUGAUGACUACGCGAGGACGGCUGGGAAAUCUAAAAGUAAAAACGACAAAACCGCCAAUGACGUGCCAACAAGUCCCAGCACUGACAGUGAAACGAACAAGGAUAAUUGAUUAAUCCUCGCCGAAGAGGCGUAUGAACUUGAAAGAGACUUUUGCUGGGGUCCAGGUUCAAUCACUCGCAAUUGAAAGGCCAAUAUUAUUAUUAUUAUGGUUCAUCAGAGAAAUACUGUUGCCGAAAUUUCUCCUGAUUCGUGGAUAAUUAUUCUCCGUGAACCGUCGCAAUACUUUUCACGUCUCAGCGUCGUCGUGAUUCAAUGUUAUUUCACCAAUUUAUACGAUUUCACGUAACACGUGGAAGCGUUCGUCCGACCACGUGUCUUACCAUACCAAAGUACAUUCAUAUAUGUAUAUCAACCCUAUCUGAAUCGUUAUCGUACAUUAAUGAUGUGUCUUCUUCUUCUUCCCUAGUAAAGCUAUCAAUUUUUACUACUAUAACUUAUUGCUGUAAUAAUGAAAUAUAAUGUUUUGUUAUAUUCAUA
Diprion similis is the source of this 1560-nucleotide messenger RNA. RefSeq lists its product as uncharacterized. The transcript has 6 exons. The record is from RefSeq and is a predicted model, not a curated record. Lineage: Eukaryota; Metazoa; Arthropoda; Insecta; Hymenoptera; Diprionidae. The coding region runs from base 89 to 1132 and encodes 347 amino acids.